GAGCCCAGAAACACUCGAGAGCGAGCGAGAGCGACAGAAUGCUAUCGCCGCCGCUCCUUCUCCUCCUCCUCCUCCUCCUCCUACCGCUCUGCGUUCUCCAAGCAUCGUACGCCGGAGCGCCACCGCCAGACGGCGAGGCCUCCGCGGACGACCAGGCGACCCUCCUUUCCCUCAAGUCCGCCCUUUCCGACCCGGGCGCUGCCCUCGCGGGCUGGAACGCCACCGCCGCCCCGGACCACUGCGCCUGGCACGGCGUCGCCUGCGACGCCACCCUCCGCCGCGUCGUCUCCCUCGACCUCUCCGGCCUCAACCUCUCCGGUUCCCUUCCCACCGCCGUUGGCCACCUCCGCCACCUCCUCAACCUCUCUGCCGCUACCAACUUCCUCUCCGGCCCCAUCCCGCCAGAGCUCUCCUUCCUCUCCGACCUCCGCCACCUCAACCUCUCGAACAACCUCUUCAAUGGAAGCUUCCCCUCCGCCCUCCGCCGCCUCAAAAAUCUCGAGGUCCUCGACCUCUACAACAACAACCUCACUGGCCUCCUGCCGGUGGAGGUGGCGGAGCUCUCCAACCUCCGCCACCUCCACCUCGGCGGCAACUUCUUCUCCGGCGUCAUCCCCCCCGAGUACGGCCGCUGGGACCACAUCGAAUACCUCGCCGUCUCCGGCAACGAGCUCGUCGGCGCCAUCCCGCCGGAGAUCGGCAACCUCAGCCGCCUCCGCCAGCUCUAUGUCGGCUACUUCAACAGCUACGACGGAGGCAUCCCACCUGAGAUAGGCAACCUCUCCGCCCUCGUCCGAUUCGACGCCGCGAACUGCGGCCUCUCCGGCUCGAUCCCGCCGGAGCUCGGCCGGCUCGAGAACCUCGACACACUCUUUCUCCAGGUGAACGGCCUCGCCGGCGAGCUGCCGCCGGAGCUCGGCCGCCUCCGGAGCCUCAAGUCCCUGGACCUCUCCAACAACGCCCUCACCGGCGAGAUCCCGCCGAGCUUCGCCGACCUCUGGAAUCUAACCCUGCUGAACCUAUUCCGGAACAAGCUCGACGGCACGGUCCCGGACUUCAUCGGCGACCUGCCGGAAUUGGAAGUGCUCCAGUUGUGGGACAACAACUUCACCGGAAUCAUCCCCAGGGGAAUCGGCCGGAGCGGCAAGCUUCAGCUGCUCGAUCUCUCUUCCAACAAGCUCACCGGCGACCUCCCCCUCGACCUCUGCUCCGGCAACAAGCUCCAUACUCUAAUCGCUCUCGGGAACGCUCUCUUCGGCCCCAUCCCGGAGUCCCUCGGCCGGUGCUUCUCCCUCAGCCGAGUGAGACUGGGGCAGAACUACCUCAAUGGAUCCAUUCCUAGUGGUUUAUUUUGCUUGCCCAACCUCGCCCAGGUCGAGCUCCAGGACAACCUCCUCGCCGGCGGUUUCCCCGACACUGGCGACGCCCCGAUCUCAUCAAGCCUCGGCCAGAUUAGCCUCUCGAACAACCGCCUCUCCGGGCCCCUGCCGCUGUCCAUCGGCAACUUCUCCGGCCUCCAGAAGCUGCUCCUCAGCCAGAAUCAGUUUUCCGGCCGAAUCCCGCCGGAGAUUGGCCGGCUACAGCAGCUCUCCAAGGUCGACUUCAGCGGCAACCGCUUCUCCGGCGAGAUCGCCCCGGAGAUCAGCAAAUGCAAGCUCCUAACCUUCGUCGACCUCAGCCGGAAUAAUCUCUCCGGCGAGAUCCCGGCCGAGAUCGCCGGAAUACGGAUCUUGAACUACCUCAACGUAUCAAGAAACCAUCUUGAAGGGAGUAUCCCGCCGUCCAUCGCCACGAUGCAGAGCCUCACCGCCGUCGAUUUCUCCUACAACAAUCUCUCCGGCUUGGUCCCCAGCACCGGCCAGUUCAGCUACUUCAAUGUCACUUCCUUUGUCGGCAAUGCCGAGCUCUGCGGACCCUAUCUUGGCCCAUGCGGAUUCACCAAUAGCUCGGGCUCUACCCAUGCCCGAGGUCCCCUGUCAGCCUCCUUCAAGCUUCUAUUGGUCAUUGGUCUCCUCCUCUGUUCCAUUGCCUUCGCCAUCGCCGCCAUCAUCAAAGCUCGGUCUUUGAAGAAGGCGAGCGAGGCCCGGGCAUGGAAGCUGACAGCCUUCCAGCGCCUGGACUUCACCUGCGACGACGUGCUCGAUUGCCUCAAAGAAGAGAACAUCAUCGGAAAAGGAGGGGCCGGGAUUGUGUUCAAGGGUGUGAUGCCCAACGGCGAACAGGUGGCGGUGAAGAGGCUGCCGGCGAUGAGCCGGGGGUCGUCGCAUGACCAUGGUUUCUCGGCUGAGAUCCAGACUCUUGGGAGGAUUCGGCAUCGCCACAUUGUGAGGUUGCUCGGGUUCUGUUCGAACCACGAAACCAAUCUUCUGGUCUAUGAGUAUAUGCCUAACGGAAGCCUUGGUGAGGUUCUCCAUGGUAAGAAGGGGGGCCAUCUGCGGUGGGACACGAGGUAUAAGAUCGCGGUGGAGGCAGCGAAGGGCCUCUGCUAUCUCCACCACGAUUGCUCGCCUUUGAUCCUCCAUCGUGACGUGAAGUCGAACAACAUCCUCCUCGAUUCCGACUUCGAAGCUCAUGUCGCUGACUUUGGGCUCGCCAAGUUCUUGCAGGAUUCCGGCACCUCGGAAUGCAUGUCUGCUAUAGCUGGCUCUUAUGGCUACAUUGCUCCAGAAUAUGCGUACACUCUGAAGGUGGACGAGAAAAGCGACGUGUAUAGCUUCGGAGUCGUACUCCUAGAGCUGGUGACCGGAAGGAAGCCGGUGGGGGAAUUCGGGGAUGGAGUUGACAUUGUCCAAUGGGUUAGAAAGGUGACAGAUACGAACAAGGAAGGAAUACUGAAAAUUAUAGACCCAAGGCUUUCUUCAGUCCCUCUCCAUGAAGCCAUGCAUGUAUUCUACGUCGCGAUGCUGUGCGUGGAGGAACAGAGCGUUGAGCGCCCAACCAUGAGGGAAGUCGUUCAGAUCUUAACCGAGCUUCCCGGCACACCUGCAAAGCAGGGCGAGGACCCUCCGCCACCACCUCCAGUCGGUGGCGAAACACCUCCAAGAGAGUCAAAGCCGCGGCAGGAGCAGCAGUCGCCACCACCUGAUCUACUUAGCAUUUGACGAAAUGCCGGGUUCUAAGCUGCAAAGUUUUGCCUAAUGGGUUUCUCUUGUUGUCAGUGCCUUGAGAGUACUAUUUUAUUGGUUUUGAGCUGGGGUUUUGAGGGGUUAAUUUCUGUUUAGACUUUUGUACAGCUAAAUUGGUGGGUUUAGUACUUCAGGCUUGUAGCUUGGUGUUCCUGUUCUAAUGUUAUCGAAUCUGGUUCUCCUA
Messenger RNA from Elaeis guineensis (African oil palm), 3309 nucleotides. RefSeq lists its product as uncharacterized. The record is from RefSeq and is a predicted model, not a curated record. Gene Ontology annotation, molecular function: ATP binding; protein kinase activity; protein binding. NCBI's taxonomy places the organism in Eukaryota, Viridiplantae, Streptophyta, Magnoliopsida, Arecales, Arecaceae. Gene Ontology annotation, biological process: protein phosphorylation.